AGGAUCAAUAUCAUCGGUAUCAUCGCAACACCAAAACAACAUGGCGGCUUACAACGUUCGUAGGCCGUUCAUAACAGUACGUUGUGGUAGCUUUUCUUUUUAAAGUUAGAUUUGACAACAUACCUAAAUUUUAAUUCACCACGUUGAUGACGUGGUGAGCAAAACCGAAACACUCCUCAAGCGUCCCAGGCAAAGAUGGCCGAGCUCGAGACCGAUGAAGAUCCCGAAUCCCCGAGCGCGAUGCACGUAGACGAUUCUGCCGCAGAAGCCGAGUCGGAGGCCGCUCCGAUGGACAGGGACGAACAGAGGAGACAAAUCCUGGACACCGUGGCGGCGUCCGACGGCUUUUUCAAGCACCAGCAGCGCAACGAACCCGACUUGACGUACGAGGAGAAGCGGAAGAUCGCAGAGGAGAUCCUCGACAGCAACACUGCACUCUUCCUCCAGCGUUUCUCGAGGUACCUGUACCGCGAGGACGCCUCUUACUUCGAGCCGUUGAGGAGGACCAACUACGAAGUGGAUUUCUACCUGCGGGAGCUGGAGAAAAAGCGGCAGAGGGGCCUGAGUGUGCAGACCAAGAACCGGCGCUACGAGGCGCUGCAGCGGCUCCAGUCGGAGGGAGACUACUUCAGCGACAAGGAAGUGCGCCGGAGGAACCCGCUUCUCUUCGAGCAGAUGGUGGGGCGCUACAUGACGGAGAAGGAAAAGGAAGACCUGGACAAGAUGGACUACUCGACCCUCACGUUCUCUGGCCUGCUGAUGCACCACAUCGACCGGAACGAACUGAGCAGCCGCAGGAGACAGCAACAGGACGUCGAGGAGGCCACCUUCGAGGAGAACGACUCGGACUCCGAAGACGAAGAGUGUGACGAGCCCGACGCACCCGUUGUCUCUGCAACGGAGAAAGCCAUGCUGAGAAGCGAGUUCAUGAACACAAUGUACGAGUCAUUCCUUUCUGGCAAGGACCAUGACUACGACUACGAGUCCGUGGACAACAACGCCGAGUACGAUUCCCUCAAGACGAGACAAAACGACGAAGAGGAGAAAUACUUUGAUGCCGAAGAACCCGAAGUUGUGGAUGCCGUUACAUAAGCUUUUGGGUUUGCUGCACUUUUUAAGACUUGAGAAGAAUAAAAAGGGGUGUAUAUAGUAA
Messenger RNA from Ixodes scapularis (black-legged tick), 1153 nucleotides. Its product is annotated as coiled-coil domain-containing protein 97. NCBI's taxonomy places the organism in Eukaryota, Metazoa, Arthropoda, Arachnida, Ixodida, Ixodidae. The transcript has 5 exons. The record is from RefSeq and is a predicted model, not a curated record. Bases 196 to 1092 code for a protein of 298 amino acids.